CAUUUUAUUAAAAUCAUCACAAUUACGCGCACAUCACGUGUGUUUCGCUCUCGUGCGCAUCUCGCGGAAGAUCGGUCCACACUUCCUGCAUCAUCCGAUCAAGGGCGUGGAAAGAGAGAGAGAGCGCGCAAGGGGCGUGAAUGGUUUCUUUCAGUCCGUCCUCCUCUCUCUGAAUCUUCAGUUCUCCUCUAACAUGGCUGCGCUCUCAGCCUGGUUCUGGAACGAGCGCUUCUGGCUUCCGCACAAUGUCACCUGGGCGGAUCUGGCCGACCCGGCGCCCGGUCUGGAGUACCCGAAAGCCGGACACUUGAUCACGGCGCUCCCGCUGGCACUGGGGAUAUUCGCAGUACGGAUCUUCUUCGAGAGCAGGAGAAGAUUCAAUGGGGAAGAGAGGAGAAGAUUCAGUGGAGAUAGAGAUGCCAUUGUUGCCUUAUAUCAAUCAGUAGCAGUGAUCUUCCUCCACAUUACAAACACAUCAGCAUCCCAUCACCCUCGUAUCAAUAAACAAUCCACCUGUAUGUGCUCAUGAACCAGAGGAAAAGAUUGACCUUUGAUUUGUUAUUACAUAGAAACAUUUCAAUAGCUUGAAUAAAUGAAGUUAAUAAAAAGAUAAGUCAUUAUAAAUAUAAUAAAAGUCAAUAAAAUUAAAGUUGAUGGAACACAUCUGUUGUUCACACUGAUCUACAGAUAAACCUUGAUAUUAUUUUAAACAUAAAUUUCAGAUUUCAUAUCUGUUUCUAGAUGCAGACAUUGUGUACUGCAUAUAAUAUUUGUUGUUUUAUACAGCUAGUACAGUGUUAUAUAAACGGUGUCAUAGUAUGCAUACUUUACAAAUAUACACUAUGCAAAACAAUGAAUGGUUUAAAUGAGUAAAUGUGAAUCUGCGGAUAAAACAGUGUGUUAUUGUUAACCUGAUGAUCUGUUGAUCUUCACUUCUAGUUAGUAUCUAAUCAGUCAGUUUUCUGUCCCAUAAUGCCACAGAGGCAGAGGAGCCAUCAGAUUCAUAAAGUAAAACAAAUAUAAAUACUUGCGAACUGAAAUAAUUUGACUGUUUUGUAGUUUGUGUUUCUGUAGUUUAAAUGAUAGCGUGUGACGCUAGCAGCAGCUUUAGGUUUAAUUUCUCUCUUAUUAGUUUAUCAGUGAAUAUAGCUCUGCAUACAUGCUUUUAUGUUCAAAUGUAAGAGUGUAAGAGAUACAGGUCACAAACACAUUGUUCCUGUGCUUAAAUUGCUCAGAUCAACAUAUUGUUAACAUAUUAUCAGGAAUGUAUUGAUAUUUGAUACUAAACACUUUUUGAGAAGUAAAUGGUAAACAUAGUCAGUAAAGUACACAGACUGAGCUCAUGUGUCUCAGUCUAAAGAGUGAAAGUGUUUGUGUUGAAGAAUCUAGAAAUCAGACUUUAAUGAUUCAGUGUUACAUUGACAGUUUUUUAGUUAUUUUAACUUUUUUUUAAAGCUUUGCCAAAUGUUUAUAUUCUAAAUUCUGUACCGUGUUUUAUUAUUAUGUAACCACGAUUGCUAUAGUAAAUAACUACUUGUUUACAUUUUGUUACUGUAUAUUAAUAUUGUUUGUGUCUUAGACAGUGAGACAUAUUUAAUGUGACUUGAAUGUAGAUUGAAUAUGUUUUAAUGUUGACAGACGAUCAUCUGUACACUACAUUUCACAAUCUUUUGUGUUUUUUAUUAAUGUGAAACUGCAUGAUGCAUCGAUUAAAGCACUUAAUUCAAAGAUUGCACUAAACCCCCAAAAAUGUUGAAGUCCUACACUUUAAUCUCUUUUAGUUUGUUCUUCUCUGAACAUUAUGUUUACUGUAACAGCUUUUAUAUGAUACAUCACUCAUGUUAUAAUCCUCAUUUUGUUGAAUAAAAGCA
Molecule: messenger RNA, 1871 nt
Organism: Misgurnus anguillicaudatus (oriental weatherfish)
Lineage: Eukaryota; Metazoa; Chordata; Actinopteri; Cypriniformes; Cobitidae
Source: RefSeq, a predicted model, not a curated record